Molecule: messenger RNA, 2504 nt
Organism: Ictalurus punctatus (channel catfish)
Lineage: Eukaryota; Metazoa; Chordata; Actinopteri; Siluriformes; Ictaluridae
Product: zinc finger protein 239
Exons: 4
Coding region: 582-1406 (274 amino acids)
Biological process (GO): DNA integration; DNA transposition
Molecular function (GO): DNA binding
Source: RefSeq, a predicted model, not a curated record
CGAGAUCAAAGCGUGUCGCAACUCUCUUUUUCAACGGCGCUGGGCGAAUCCAACAUGGCGGCACUGGUUUAAAGCACACUGCGCAUGCGCUUCAUUCCUACACGCUCAACUGCUCUCUCUCUCUCUCUCUCUCUCUGUCUCUGUGUGUGUGUGUGUGUGUGUGUGUGAGAGAGAGAGAGAGAGAGAGAGAGAGAGAGAGAGAGAGAAUGGGUCGAGGUGGCAGAUAAAGAACCAAACGCACACUCUGUUAAAUCCGGUUCUGUUCAAACCGAGAUCACUUCACGGAGCCCUUUAACAUCCCGAACUCACCAGACCGGAAGUGAGGGACUCUGUGGAAACCGUUAGUGGAAUCAACUGUCAUUCGCUAUAUAGUGAAGAGUGGAUAGUGAACGAGUGAUCGAUUUCGGACACGGCUUAAGAGUGAAGAGGCUGAAGUUGAAAACUUCACGUUGCCACUGACGACGCCAUUACAGGAAACCAACAAACACUUGGUCACGGAGCUUCCUUCUCCACACGGGUUUCGAAGCUCUGAUACUCUGCGUAACAUCACUAAAGUGUCCUGAUUCUUUACACCUCUAGUAAUGAAAUCCGAGUCCACACGGCGCUCUUUAGGAAAAUCUCCACAGACUCCUGCUGCUACUGGUUCAAAGAUUUACCACUGCACACAGUGUGGGAAGAGUUUUACAAAACGUCAUCAUCUCCAACGACACGAGCACAUUCACACAGGAGAGAAGCCCUAUCACUGCUCACAAUGUGGGACAAGUUUUACUUGUCUGAGUAAUCUCCAUCGACACGAGGGUAUUCACACAGGAGAGAAGCCGUAUCACUGCUCACAAUGUGGGAAGAGUUUUACUCGUCAGAGUAAUCUCCAAAUACAUGAGCGCAUUCACACAGGAGAGAAGCCGUAUCACUGUGGACAAUGUGGGACAAGUUUUACUUGUCCGAGUAAUCUCCAUCGACACGAGGUCAUUCACACAGGAGAGAAGUCGUAUCACUGCGGACAUUGUGGGAAGAGUUUUACUUGUCAGAGUAGUCUCCAAAUACACGAGCGUAUCCACACAGGAGAGAAGCCGUAUCACUGUGGACAGUGUGGGAAGAGUUUUACUUGUCAGAGUAGUCUCCAAAUACAUGAGCGUAUCCACACAGGAGAGAAGCCGUAUCACUGUGGACAGUGUGGGAAGAGGUUUACUCAUCAGAGUCAUCUCCAUCAACACAAGCACAUUCACACAGGACAGAGGCCGUAUUUCUGUGGACAGUGUGGGAAGAGUUUUACUCGUCAGAGUCAUCUCAAUCAUCACGAGCGCAUUCACACAGGAGAGAAGCCGUACUUAUGUGGACAAUGUGGGCGGAGCUAUACUCAUUCAAGUUCAUUAAGGACACACAAGUGCUCUAACGUGAAGCCAUGAGACCUUGAAAUGUGAAUUUGUCAAGAUAAGAUGCAUGUUUUUAAAGGGAGGUAAAGAGACAUUCCGGCAUAAAACUAUAAUGUAUUAUUUGUCAUGGACUGUAGUAUUCUGUUGCAUGGUACUUUAGUGCUUACUCUCUGGGUUUGAGCAGAAUUCAUGAUUUUAUGUUGUUUCUGUUUUUCCACAAACGAUACAAUUCCAAGCAUGGAAUACACAUUUAACCAGUGGGAAUGCCCACUUUAAUCAACUAAUCCAGACCUCUGAGUGAGACACAUGACUCUGAUAUCUCCCUCUAACAAAACACUCUUCAUAUUAAAUGAUUUUAAAUAGCUAGAAUUUGCUUUAUAAAAUGUCAUGUUGUGCGUACUAUCGAACUGGACACCUUUCCAAGCCAACAGAAGAUGGUUGUGUUCAAAGGCAAUUUGAAGAGAUAGUUCUUGUCCAAGUUGCUUCAUCUUUGCAGCGUUUAUUUAACUACAGCUAACUAUACUGUAUGGCCAAAAGUAUGGGGAUGCCUGACCACCUCACCCAUAUAUAUGCCUUUUGAACAUCCUCUGAUGGAACAGUACACACUUACACAGUAAGAUAAAGAAAUGGAUUUUGUUGUGUAUAUAUGUUCCUUUAAGAAGUAAGAUAAUAUUUGUAUGACUUGCAAGUCUUAGAAUUUUUACUGCAGGAUCAAUCACAAUCGUGGAUAUACAGUGAAUAGAGCAUUUAGCGAGUACUGGUAAUCAGGGGUCUGGGUUUGAUGACUCCUUCACUUUAGUAAAUCACAUGUAUAAUAAGAAAAGUAUAAACUUGGUGCAUUAUUAAUCAACAAAAAUUCUCCACAAUGCAAAUCAUAAAUGGGUUUUCUCAUACAUUACAUUUAUUCAUUUAGCAGAUGCUUUUAUCCAAAGUGACUUACAAAUGAGACAAUACAAUCAUAGUUGUGUAAUUUUCUUUUAAAUGUGUGAAAUGUUACAUUUAUAAAUUUUCAGAUGCUUUGCUUUGACACUCACGGAUAAGCUCAUGCAUAUUAAUCAUCCUUCAUGUUUCUCCAACUUGAAUAAAGUUUACCUGUGGGAUAUUUUUAUUACUCCACAGGCUCUUCCUCCA